Ruditapes philippinarum (Manila clam) is the source of this 4444-nucleotide messenger RNA. RefSeq names its product irregular chiasm C-roughest protein-like. Gene Ontology annotation, biological process: cell-cell adhesion. NCBI's taxonomy places the organism in Eukaryota, Metazoa, Mollusca, Bivalvia, Venerida, Veneridae. Bases 536 to 2713 code for a protein of 725 amino acids. The transcript is spliced from 14 exons. Gene Ontology annotation, cellular component: cell-cell junction. The record is from RefSeq and is a predicted model, not a curated record. Gene Ontology annotation, molecular function: cell adhesion molecule binding.
CACUGCUCUGAUCAAAAUGUACAUCAGUGGGAAUAUAUAGUAGCUCGGUGCCAUCCCACCACAAGGAACUUAACAACACUUGUAAAACUGUUGUUGAUUUCAACAUAUUGUUGUGUGAGUAAUUGUUCAGUGUGCCAUUUGUGUGUAAUUUCAGAAUAAGCUGGGAUUUCUAGUGUGUACACCAAUGUGUAAAGUGAGAACAGAAUUUUGGAUACAUCAUCUACAUUUCCGAUCAAGUGUGUGAUUAUAAACCUAGCUAACCUGGAUUUUUUAUUGUUUAUAUCACAGAACAUUAUCUUGGAGUAGGGCUAAACAGAUUCUCAGGACUAUAAUGGAAUAAUGGAUUAAUAACACAGAAAGGAAGCAAUAAGGAAUUUAGUGAGUUAGCAGUUUUGGAUUAUUAAAUCUCAAGGAUAAAUUUGUGACAGACGAGUCGGCAACAAAAAGUUAGAUUGUGCUGAUACUGUACAUUCCAAAUAGACAGGAACUUCUUGAAUUUUACUGGUCUUCAUCCAUUACUGGUUUUAACUCCAAUAUGGCAGGUACAGAGGUGUGGCUAGCUGUUCCUGUCAUGAUAGUGCUCUCCAUUGUCCAAGAUGUUAUGAGCGUUCAAGAGUUUUACAAGCAGCCCACUAACCAGUCUGCUGUUGAAGGUUCGACUAUAGUUUUACGUUGUAUUAUCAAGAACCGAGUUGGCAUUGUACAGUGGACACGCGGAGGGUUUGGACUUGGUACCAAGAGAGACUUGCCUGGCUUUCAGAGGUACACCAUGAUAGGGACCAAGGGUAUCACAGAGUCUACAGAUGAAUAUAGUUUGAAGAUAGAAGAGUUAGAACUAGAAGAUGACAGUCAUUAUUCGUGUCAGGUCAGCGCGAUGAACGAUGAACCAUUUAUAGUCAGUGAUGUUGCUUAUAUCACAGUUCUUAUCCCGCCAAGCCGGCCAAUGUUAUCAGGUACAUUAAUACCAGUUAGACUUGACACACCUACAAAUGUCUCGUGUAGCGUGUUGAACGGACGUCCAAAACCGAAGAUCACAUGGAAGAAAGACGAUGUUACAAUUACAGAUAAAUUGUUUGAGGUCGCAACACUACAGACUGAUGGGAAGCGUGUUGAUGUAACAGGAAUUGUGACAAUAACAGCGACUGCAGCAGAUGCUGGGAAGAAGAUCGAGUGUGGGGCAUGGAAUGGGGCUCUUAAAGACCAGGAUCCUUUGUGGACACAGGCAACUCUUGAUGUACAGUAUGCUCCAAAGAUUAGAAUGGUUCACAGUAAUCCCGACAAAACUAUGAAGGAAUUUGAUAAUGUAGAAUUUAAAUGUUCAGGGGAGGCUAAUCCGUAUGAAAUAACUUGGAAAUGGUAUAUUGAUGAAGAAUUGAUACCAGACCAGACAAGUAACAAAUAUCGUAUAGAAAAGAUGCCACGUAAAUACCAUGGCAGUACUAUAAAGUGUGAGGCUACCAAUAGUGUGGGUAGUACAUCAGUUGAACAUGCUAUGAAUAUAUUAUAUGGGCCAUUAUUUAAAGAUAAAGAACCGCAGCAUGUACCUGUUGACGUCGGAGAACGCGCUGAACUUCGGUGUGAGGCAGAUGGCAAUCCGACGGCAGAGGUAACGUGGCGACGUCAAGGGAAGUACACUGUUCUACACACAAGCUCGACAUAUGUUAUACCAAGUGUACGAGAGGGCAUGUUUGGUGUAUACACGUGUACAGCGACGGUUCUCGGCUUCAAUGAAAUCAGCAGGGAUAUUUAUGUCACUGAAAAUGGUCCACCAGAGAUUAUCAGUGAUGUGACACAAUAUGGCGAGAAAGAUGAACAGAUUAUGAUUCUAUGUAUGAGUAUAUCCUCCCCUAAACCCAUCUUUAUCUGGUCUCGUAACGGUGAACCCAUAGAUUAUGCAACUUCGGGACGAUUCUCAACGUCUGAGGAGCCACUGCCGUAUGGCGGGAAAAGUUACCUACAGAUAAUUAAUGCUAAAGAGGAAGACUUUGGUGUAUAUAAUUGUACGGUAACCAAUGGAAAGGGAAUGGCAUCAUUAAUGAUCACAUUAGAAGAGACAGAUGAGAUGCCGGUGGCAUUGAUGAUUGCUGGUGGUGUUGGCGCGGCAGCUGUUAUUUUAUUUAUUGGGCUGGCAGGGUACGGUUACCAUAGAUGCAGACAUUCAGACAAUGAAUCAUACGCUGAGACGGACAGUAACACUGAGAUCCGAAAACGAGACAAAAAUGAGUCACCGUCGGAGAUGACGAAAUCUACGCUGAUGGAUCAAUGGAGACAAGAUUAUAAUUAUAGAUAUUCCGCAGACUUCGAUGAGGUUGAUGCGAAGGGUAAGAAUGGACAAUAUGUUGGUGACACAGAGAGAUAUGGCACCAUGCCAACUAAUUACACAAAUGGUCAUAUCUAUACAGAUCAGAAUGGCGAUGAUCUUGGUCCAUUAAACAGGUUUGAGAACAGCUACAGCACUGGUUAUAUUCCAUCAACGUUCAGAAGUCCUUCUAGAACAGACUUUACUAGUGGUAGAAUUACAGCUAAUGAUCUAAAUAGUGGUAGAGUGUCCGUCAAUGACUUUACAACUGGUCGAAUUUCUGCAAACAAUUUAAAUAGUGGCCGAGUGUCGGCAACAGACUUUACUUCCGGUAGAAUCUCAACCGAACCGUUAGAACCAUUCAGACUGCCUGCUGCUGACUUUACAACAACCAAACUGGCUACAAAUGUGUAGGGCAUUCUGAUUGGUCAGUUUUGAAACAGUCAUUGUGUUAUAAGUAUAAGAAGUGUGAUUUCAUUGGAUGAAUUUUGAAUGUUGUUAAGUGCAAUUUGAUUGGAUAGUUAAGAAAGGUUGCAGAGUAAAAGUGAAGAUAUGUACAUGUGUAGUCAUCCAGCGACCAAGUUAAUGAAAUGAGGUUGAUUAUUGACAACUGUUGAAGGCAGAAUGUGUCUAUAAAUGAAUGUAUAAGAAUAUUCCAGCUGAAUUGAAAAGACAGAAGACACUCAUUCCAAAAUCUGUGCAAGAAAGGUUUUUUUCUAACAGAAAAGACAUAGAUAACAGACAAGUUUUCUGAUAGAAAGUUAUUGAGUGUAUAUUCAUUUAAUGCAGGUGUAAUGCACAUUGAUUGGAAGAAAUUAUUUGAAAAUAUGUUGAAAACAACAUAAAUGUAAGGAAAUUAAUUGUGUGAGAAAUGGAUUGAUGAAACGUUUUUUCAAACUUGGUAACAGAAUGAAAGAAAAGUUCUUGUCAAGGAAUUUUGUAAGAAGAAAAAAAUAGGAAAUUUUCUUUUCAAAAUAGCUGAAACGGAAUUAACUUUUUCUGUAGGAAGAAAAUGUGUGUGUUGAUGUGUUGUGCUGGUGUUAUAAUUUGUAGAAGUAAUGUAAAGUGCCUGUAUUGAUACUGGUAGUUGGUAGAGAGAUUGACAAGUCAUUUUAAUCAUUACACUGUUAAUUGACCAGAUGAUUGACUGUAAUGCACAUUGCAUUCUUUUUAAUUAGCACAUGUUCUGCAAAAAAGUCCUUGAUUAAAUUAAAUGUUUUCACACAACCUGUCAAUCUGGACGAAACUAUUGAUCGUUUUAGAGAUUUUUUUUGUUUUUUUUUGACAACUGGAUUUUAUGACAAUGCUUGAAUAACGAACAGUGCAGACCAUGACCAGGUGGCAAGGAUGUGCUGGCUGAUCUUGGUCUGUACUGGUGGCAGGGGUUGCAUCAGUUGCCACCAGAAGACUAUAAAACUUAAAUCAUGGUUAUAAUUUAUUUGAAAAUUUUCAGCACUUCAACUAAGUUUUCAAGUACUUGUGAGGCAUUUCAUCAAAUAAUCUUAAAUCUAACUGGAAUUAAAAAGGCAAAUUAGGCCUCCAAAAUUAAUACCAUUUUUUUCCUGUAAAGAAAAAGUAAAUAAUGGAUUUAGUGCAUGUUAGAUGCUCUUCAUGUGAUGAAAACAGCACUGAAUGAGAAUUAAUUUGUAAUUAAAGUAGGAAAACUGUAAACAAAUUGGUAUUUUGUCUUCAAUAUAAAAUACUAAAGUACCUAACUCUUCUAAUGACUGUAAAACAAAACAUGAUUCUAGUGAAAGGCCAGUGAGUACCUUUGUAGAAAAUGUAACAAGACACUUAAAAAUAAAAAGCUUUUAAGAAAUAAAAAUUAUAACAUUUUUGAAGCAAAAUGAGCCUUUAAUUGGAAAAAUUGUCUAAUUUUAAAAUCUAUAGAAAAUGGUUACUGAUUAUGCAAAUUACCAGCCUUUAUUAAGUUCUCAUUUAAACAUAGAAAUAGCUAUUUUUAAAAAAAACAAAUAUCUGCCUUGAAUUUUGUAAAACCUGAAAUGUUCACACAAGUGUGUUUGCACUUGAACUAAUAACUUCAUACUAUGAACUUCAUUAAUUGAACAGAUAUUGGGAGUUUGGUAACACAUGUUAGGUACUGCACAUUGUCCUUCAUCAACGUCAUUUCAUCAAAUGGUGAUU